AACCGUGGACCGGCCCCUUGAGCCCCGUGGUGCCCAGGGAUGCGGCAGUCAUCUAACUGGACCCAAGUCUGUCCCGAGAAGCUUUAGGCAUUCCUUCACCAAGCCCUGCACAAGGCUGGUGGUGAUAGGCCCAUGGGGCCCGGGCUGGGGGUUGUCAAAGUCAAGGGCUUUGCUUUGUCUUGGGGCUGCCCGGCAGGGUCCUCAGAAGACUCUGGGCCAGGUCCCAUCCUGGGGUGGGUGCGGACGUGACCCCAGAGGCAGCUUUGAGGAGCAUGACUGGGGUCCGGUUCCCUGGGCGUGCAAGUCAGGGGCCUUGACUCGGCUCAGGUUACAGACCUGGGUUCAGAUCCUGCCUGCCCCCCUCGCGAGCCUGCCCUCUGGUAAGUUCCUAGAAGCUUCCCCCAAGUGUUGAGAGGUUGAGAAAGCAGGUGUGGGCGGCUACACAAGGACUCUGUGGGCAUGUGACUGUCCCCUCUCCAAGGUGCUGAACCGGCAGGCGCCUCGGUCCUGCUGACUGCGGGGACUGAGGGUCUGGUGGUGGGACAGGAGCCACCACAACAGGAUGCAGGCUGGGGGAGGGGGCCUCCAGCCCCCUCCUAACUCGGGGGAUUGGCCCCUGCUCCUUGCAAAAGCCGGCAUCACCUCCCCUGCCCCACACCUGCCCUCGGCAGGGACGUGGUCAGGGAAUGUGUUAACCUGGGAGACUGGGGCUGGCAGGUUGGGGGCCAGCGUGGGUGUGGGAACCCUGGCGGUGGUUCAAGGAUACUCCCAACCCCGCUCCUACCCUGGGCACCCACCUUGGAGGCCCCACUCGGCAGGAGCUAAGACUGCAGUCAUAAUAGGGGUGGGAACAGGGGUCCAGCUGUGCCACCAACUCCUCGAGUGGCCUCAGGCCAGUCACCCACCCCCUCUGGGCUUCCCGUGCUCCACCCUCACGAAGCCCCUGGUCUGUGAGCAUGUUUUGGGGUUCAUCCCUGGUCAGCAAGUCUGAUCCCAAGCUAACCUCCCCAUUCCAACCCCCCGGUCUUCCCCCUCCCGCGGAGGCCCGGCGGAGUCAGGACUCGGCUGGGCUGCAAGAAAGUACCAGGCAAGGGAGGACUGGUGAUGGCCAGCUAUGGAGCGCUGUCCUGUCACCAGCUUGACAAGGAAGGCAGGAAGGAAGAUACUGUUAAAUCCACACAAGAUGAGGUGACAUGCCCGAGGCCUUACCAGGCAGCUGGUCUCCCAGGAGCCACUCCGCUCCGUGGGCCUCUGCAGCUCAGCCGGAGCACCCUGGGGCUCCCAGCAGGGGCAGCUGCCUGGACCUCCACUCUCAGUGGCCCUCCUCCCCGUGGCUCAUCUUACUGACGAGGCUCCAGGAAGGUCCAUCGUGAGGAUGACCCAGGGAAUGAAGGUGGGCAGGGAAGGGGGGUGGUCCCAGCGCUGGGGGCACUGGACCUGGGUCACACUAACUGUGACUUGAGCUACGCACAACUCCUGACUCGGUCACCCUGUCUGUAAAAUGAGAGCAGUGGUCCUCAGCUGUUAACAGGGCUUCAUUAAGGAGCACGUGUCACGUCGUUCUCACUGAGCUGGUGGAAAUCAGGAUUUCUUCUCAGGGCAGAGGAAGAAGAGAGGGCCCAGGUUGCAGAAGUAGCUGCAAGAAUGCCUGACCUGGACUAGAAGGUGUCUGCAGUGUCAGUCCCUCCACUUCCCCAACUUUUAGUGGCAUCUGCGUGCAUGUGCCCACCUGGAAAGGGUGGGCGUUGAGGACUGAACCCCACAGCUGGGUGGAUGUGAUUUGAACACAGACUGAUCCACAGAAGCAGAAGCAAAAGCAGGCGUUUGGUGGGGGUGUGACCUGAGUCCUCCAAAGUUCCAGAAAUCUGGAAGAGGGCCGUGAGCAGGCCCAGUCUGUGGCACGGAGAAUAAAAUCAAUCCUAUCUAGAGUUCUGAAAUUCAGGUAUUAAAAUCAGCCCUGCCCACAGAUGUAGAGAACAAACGUAUGUACACCAAGGGGGGAAAGUGGCUGGGAGGGGGGGGAUGAGUUGGGAGAUUGGGAUUGACAUAUAUACACUAAUAUGUAUGAAAUGAAUAACUAAUAAGAACCUGCUGUAUAAAAAAAUAAAGUUAAAAAAAAAAUUAGCCCUGCUUCCCCCCCCGCCCGCCCCCGGUUUAAGGAUACAAGUAGUUCCCAUGCGGAUUGUUAGGAGAGAAAGAGCAGCCCUGCUGUACCUGCUUUUCUCCCUGGAGGCAGCCACGUUUACCUCUUUCAGCUGAGCAUUUUGCUCGUGCCUCUAAACAAUAUGCUUGUAUUACUACUUCUCGAUUUGUCAGUUUCAGUCAUAAUUGUUGAUUUUCCACUGGGGAACAUGAGGAUUUAGCUCUUUGCUUCCCUGCCCCACCACACUCUCAAGCAUUCAACGAUAACCUUGGUUGGCUCCGCAAUCAGUGUUUGCACCGUUACAAGUUAGGCAAAUGCCGUUCUCAGCUGAGACUCAGAGAAAACGGUAACUUUUUAUCUCUGGCACAGCUUGUUUUUCCCGGAGGGUUUUUGCAUUCGCUUCAUUUUCAAUAAAUUUAUCACUAAUUUAGCCCCAAACUUUUACCAAAUCGCUAAAGCUCUUAAGACGUUUGGAUUCAAAACACUUCCUGAGGUUCUGGUCAAUGUGCUAAUCAGUUGUUUUUUUUUUUCCUUUUUGUGAGAUUCUAAGUAUUUUACGUAGCCUCAUUAUAAUUAUAAUUCAUGAUUAUAUUUAUUGGAAUGUUCAGUAAUAAGAAACUAAUAUACAUACCGUGCAUUUCUUUAUUAUGAGUUGUACCAUAAUGUAUAUAACACUUUCAUUCAGGAAAAAUAAUUACUGGAAAAAAAUUUUUUUGGACGAUCUUUGGACUCCACCGGUGUCCUAUCAUUUUCAUCUUCCUGAAGAAUCUGUUCCAAGCCUCCUGACUACCCCAAGUGGGAUACCCUGUCGGGACUCUUGUCUCUUGGACCCCAUAUCUUCCUGUUUCUUGGUUUACUCCCUCGUUUUGGUGAAGCAUAUCCUAGAGGAGCCUUCUGAGAAAGGGGACAAGGGAUGAAAGUUUUCAAUAACCUGACAUGCAUGAAUCUCUUGUUUCCAUCUUCAUGCUUAAUUGAUGGGUACAGAAUUUGGUUGAGUAUAGAAAUAUGUUGGAAAUUAUCUUCCUUCAACGUUUUGAGAUUUGCUGUUUUCCAGUGUUAUCUAUUCCUGUGUUUAAAAUUAGCCCAAAAUGUAGCAGAUUGAAACAAUAACAAUAAACAUGCCUUUUCUGUGGGUCAGGAUUUUGGGAGUGACUUAGCUGGUUGGUUCGGUUUAGAGUCAUUCAUGAAGUUGCAGUAAAGCUGUCGCUAGAGCUGGAGGGUCAGCUUCCAAGAUGACUCAGUCACAUGACUAGCAGAUUAUGCUGACAGAUGUUAGGAGGCCUCAGUUCCUCCCCAUGUGGACCUCUCCACAGGGACACUGAGUGUCCUCACACAUGGUGGCUGGCUUCCCCCAGAGCGAGUGAUCAGAGAGAGAGCCAGGUGGGUGCUGCGAUGUCUUGUAUGCCUAGCCACACAUUACACACCGUCAUUCCAGUCAUGCCCUAUCCAUAAGCCCUACCCAGUGUGGGAGAGGACUACACAUGAGGGCGUGAAUACCCCAAUAUGGGACUCACCGGAUGCUGGCUUCUAGUUUCCAGUGUUAUUUCGAUAGCUCCAAAAUCAUUCUUUUCAUGAUCCUUUGUAAGUGAUCUGCUCUGUUUUCGCUCUCCUCCCCUCUCUCUCUGUCUCUCAAAGUUUGUAGAACAUAAUUUUUCUCUCUGAUGUUUUGCAAAUAUCAGGUAUAAAGUUCUAUUUUCAUCUGUUGUUCUGGGCACUUGGAGGACAUUUUCAAUCGGUAAACUCGCCUUCUUUUCAGUUCUGGGAAAUUUCCUUGCAUUAUUUUGUUUACAAUUUCCUCUCCUCUGUUUUCUUUGUUGUCUUUUUCUAGAAUUCCUGUUAUUUAGUCUUUGACAUACUGUAUAGGACUUUACUGCUUUUUCAUUUCUUUUUGACUCUAUUUUUCUGGAAGAUUUCCUCAAUCUUAUCUUCCAAACAUCUUGUUGAGUUUUUUGUUUCUGCCGUAUUUUUAUUUCCCCAAGCUGUUUUUUGUUCUCUGAAUGCUCUUGUUAAAUAGCAUACGGUUCUUGCUUCUUGUUCUGGCCUCUCUUUUUGCUUUGAAGAUAUUAAUUAUUGCUUCAUUUUAGUUUUGGACAUUUUCUUCUCACUGCUUCUUACUGUUUUGUUGUUGCUGGGUUGAUUUUUUUGGUCUUUCUCCCUCACGUGUGAGGUUUUCCUCAGUAACCCUUGAAUGUUCUGCUCACGUGUAAGACUAGGGACUAAAAAGCUAAUUGGAAGCUCUGAGCGCGUGACGGGGGCUUGUCAGCUGACUUUCACUGUGGGUGAGGCAGCUGAGCCAUUUGCUUGUAGAACCUUAAGUCAGCGUCUUUAGGUCUUUCCUCCUGAACUCGUCAACACUUCCCAGGAAAAAGAGAGAAGCCUGGUGGCUGCCAGGUUCUAGGAGUUGAGUCAGAGGAAGGCUGGUCUGUCUGCUUAGUGCCCCUGUUUUCUGUCUGCCCCUCCCAUGCUCAGCUGGGCCUGGGACUCUCCAUAUACUCCCUCCAAGAAUAAGUCUCCACGUUUCUGCUGAGGUCGGGGGAUGGGAAAUAGGGAUUGGCAAGAUUCUUACAUGCGUCCAGAAGGACCUGGUGCCGCCAAUUCCUGAUUCCACCGCCAACUUAGAGUUGCUUCCUGGAGAGCUGUUUCCACCUGUCCAUCUGUUUCCCCAGCUUCCUAAAUGUUGAUGCCGCCUCCUCUCCCACAUUCCCCAUCGUCGUGGGCUCGUGUUUUUAAGACUUUUCUCUUCUCUCUUAUCGUAGCGUUUCAGGAGGCAAAGGUAGGUGUGUGUGUGUGCCUCCCCCAUCUCCGCCUAGAAGCCGUCGCUGCCGAGGUCAUUGUCACAGAGACCCUGGGCGACCUCGGAAGUCACACACGGCGGGGGAACCACAGAGGUUCAGGGUGAGGGACAGAGCCAGGAUUUGUCCCCGGAGCUGGCUGUCAUCCAGGUUCAGCCCCCUGGCUCCUGGAGCAUCCUGUCCUGCCUGCCCGGAAGUCUGGGCAGGCAGGAGUCAUGGGGUCUGUUCCCAGAAUGCCAGGGGCAGGGCGGCUGGGGGCAGGGCCGGCUGUUGGACAAACAGAUCAAAGGUGAGGCGCCCCGGGGCUCCAGACCGGGCGUGGCCGAGUGCACCAUGAGGCUGCUGGUCACCCUGGGUCUGCUGUGGGGCUCGGCAGCCACCACGUCCUCGGGCCCGCAGUGGCCCAAGCCCGUGUUCGGGCGCCUGGCAUCUCCUGGCUUCCCAGGCACGUAUGCCAACAACCACGAGCAGCACUGGGCCCUGACGGCGCCCCCCGGCUACCGCCUGCGCCUCUACUUCACUCACUUCCAGCUGGAGCCCUCCUACCUCUGCGAGUACGACUUCGUCAAGCUGAGCGCCGGGACCACGGUGCUGGCCACGCUGUGCGGGUCAGAGAGCACGGACACGGAGCGGGCGCCCGGCAACGCCACCUUCUACUCGCCGGGCUCCAGCCUCGACGUCACCUUCCGCUCCGACUACUCCAACGAGAAGCCGUUCGCGGGCUUCGAGGCCUUCUACUCAGCAGAGGACAUCGACGAGUGCCAGGUGCCCCCAGGAGAGGCCCCCACCUGCGAGCACCACUGCCACAAUCACCUGGGUGGCUUCUACUGCUCCUGCCGUAUGGGCUAUGUUCUCCACAGGAACAAGCACACUUGCUCAGCCCUGUGCUCAGGCCAGGUCUUCACCGCCCGGUCUGGGGUGUUCAGCAGCCCUGGAUACCCUCAGCCGUACCCCAAACUCUCCAGCUGCACCUACAGCAUCCGCCUGGAGGAGGGGUUCCGUGUCACCCUGGACUUCGUGGAGUCCUUUGACGUGGAGAUGCACCCUGAGACCCAGUGCCCCUACGACUCCCUGAAGAUUCAAACAGACAAGGAGGAAUAUGGCCCAUUUUGUGGGAAGACGUUGCCCCGCAGGAUUGAAACCAAGAGCAACACUGUGACCAUCACCUUUGCCACCGAUGAGUCGGGGGACCACACAGUCUGGAAGAUCCACUACAACAGCACAGCUCAGCCCUGCCCUGACCCGACGGCACCACCUAACGGCCACAUCUCCCCUGUGCAGGCCACAUACAUCAUGAAAGACCGCUUCUUUGUCUUCUGCGAGUCGGGCUACGAACUUCUGCAAGGUUAUUGGCCCCUGAAAUCAUUUGUUGCAGUCUGUCAGACAGAUGGAUCUUGGGACCAACCGAUGCCCGAGUGCAGCAUUGUUGACUGUGGCCCUCCUGAUGACCUACCCAGUGGCCAAGUGGACUAUAUAACAGGUGCCGAGGUGACCAUAUACAAAGCUGUGGUUAAAUAUCGCUGUAAUGAGUUCUAUACAAUGAGAACAGAUGAUGGUAAAUAUGUGUGUGAGGCUGAUGGAUUCUGGACGAGCUCCAAAGGAGAAAAAUCACCCCCCGUCUGUGAGCCUGUUUGUGGAAUAUCCACCCGUACCACAGAAGGUCGUAUAUAUGGAGGACAAAAUGCAAAGCUUGGUGAUUUUCCUUGGCAAGCCCUGUUAUUAGGUAAAACUAUAGCAGCAGGUGCACUUCUAUAUGACAACUGGAUCCUAACAGCUGCUCAUGCUGUAUAUGAGCAAAGAGAAGACGCCUCCUCCCUAGACAUUAGAAUGGGUGCCCUGAAGAGACUGUCACCUCAUUAUACACAAGCCUGGGCCGAGGCCAUUUUUAUACAUGAACGUUACACUCAUAAUGCUGGUUACGAUAAUGACAUAGCAUUGAUUAAAUUGAAGAACAAAGUUGUAUUAAAUAGAAACAUCAUGCCUAUUUGUUUGCCAAGAAAAGAAGCUGAAUGCUUCAUGAGAACCAAUGAUAUUGGAACUGCAUCUGGAUGGGGAUUAACCCAAAGGGGUUUUCUUGCCAGAAAUCUAAUGUUUGUUGACAUACCAGUUGUUGACCAUCAAAACUGUACUGCGGCAUAUGCAAAGAAGUCCUAUCCGGGGGGAAGGGUAACUGACAACAUGCUUUGUGCUGGUUUAGAAAGUGGGGGCAAGGACAGCUGUAAAGGCGACAGUGGGGGGGCAUUAGUGUUUCUACAUAAUGAGACACAGAAAUGGUUUGUGGGAGGAAUAGUGUCCUGGGGUUCCAUCAAUUGUGGGGAAGCAGAUCAGUAUGGGGUCUACACAAAAGUCAUUAACUAUAUUCCCUGGAUCAAGAACAUAAUUAAUAGUUUUUAACUUGUGUGUCUCCAGUGAGUACAUGAUUCUUUGUUCUAAAAAAUACCUGUAAAAGACCUCAGCAGCAAACUGACCUGAGAAACAUUAACACGACAGUUGCUGUUCCACCUCAAAACCAAACCAAACUACAGGUGAGCUGUGCCUUUCAGGCACUUCUCCACUUGCCACUUUUCCACCACUUACUCUCUGAUUGAAGGGGACAUAAACCAUUGUAGUGAUAUUCACCGUUGCCAAUCCAACAGAAACUCACUGGUUAAAUUUGGACUCACUUACAAAAGUCCAGUGUCUUUUUGCACUGGCCAUUUGCAUUUCUGGAAAUUGCCUGUUCCUGUUCUUUAACUGUUUUUCUCCAGUUUUUGUACUUGUUCUUAUUGUUCUCUGAGAGCGUUACAUAUUAUAGCAGUAUUGGUUCAGGAAUUACUUUGAAUCAUGUUUUUCUUGGGUAGAUAAAUUGGAAAUAUCAAUACUUUGGCCUAGGUAUAGACUGAUUUCCAUGUUAAAAGCGAUGCUAUAAUUUUUCACUUCUCAAACUGGCAGAAAAGAAGAGCAUGGAACAGCACCAGUUCACACUGUUGAAGGCGAUGAAUUUUCUGAAGGACAAUUUGGCAAAUCUAUUCCACAAGUCUUAAAAGCAUGCAUAGUCUUUGACCUGGUAAUUCCAAUGCUAAGAUUUUAAUUUAGCUGUGAGGAUGUUCCUAGCACUUGGAAAUAACCUAAAUAUUUUAUUUUCAAAUUCAGAAGACAGUUGAAUCAAAUGUGGCAUUUCCAUAAGAUGAAAUACAACAUUAAAAAUAAGUGGCGGUAUUAUUGAUAAAUCAAUCUGUAGUGUUUUUUUCCUUUACCACGAAUGUGGAAUACUUGGGCACAUUUAAAAAUAGAUUACAGAUCGUACAACAGCUAAGUACAGAACUUAAAUACACAGUUAA
This is a messenger RNA of Orcinus orca (killer whale), 8255 nucleotides long. RefSeq names its product MBL associated serine protease 2 (gene MASP2). Bases 5269 to 7329 code for a protein of 686 amino acids. Gene Ontology annotation, biological process: complement activation, lectin pathway; proteolysis. Gene Ontology annotation, molecular function: calcium ion binding; serine-type endopeptidase activity. The transcript is spliced from 11 exons. Lineage: Eukaryota; Metazoa; Chordata; Mammalia; Artiodactyla; Delphinidae. The record is from RefSeq and is a predicted model, not a curated record. Gene Ontology annotation, cellular component: extracellular region.